CGGAGUAGGGCGAGCUUCAAGCGCGGGGCAGCGGCGGCGGAGCUCCGGCCCGGGCGAGGCGGCAGGCAGGCAGGGGGCGCUCGGAGCCCUCCGGCCGCAGCAGCCCCGCCGCGCCGCGCCCCGCCCGGCUCUGCCGCCUUUGUCCCGCGGGCUGCCCGGCCAUGGCCGCGGCGGAGGUGCGCAAGUUCACCAAGCGGCUGAGCAAGCCGGGCACGGCGGCCGAGCUGCGGCACAGCGUCUCCGAGGCGGUGCGGAGCUCCCCGGCGCAGGAAAAAACGAAGGUGAGCCAGCCUUUGGACUACGAGAAUGUGAUCAGCCAACGGAAAGCCCAGAUCUACAGCGACCCUUUCCGGGACCUGCUCAUGUUUCCCAUGGAAGAUGCCUCACUCUCGGUUAUCAGUCGCCAGAGGAGAACUGUCCAUUCUUCAGUGCCAGAAGAUGCUUUGAAGAAGGCCCAGAGUCUCUUUGUCCAAGAGUGUAUUAAAGCCUACAGCUCAGACUGGCACGUCGUGAACUACAAAUACGACGAAUAUUCUGGUGAUUUCCGAAUGUUACCGUGCAAAUCCUUCAGGCCAGAAAAGGUUCCAAGCCACGUCUUUGAAGCUGAUGAAGACUUUGAUAAAGACGAGGACACUUCCUCGCUCUGCUCCCACAAGGGUGGUGUGAUCAGGCAAGGCUGGCUGUACAAGGCCAAUGUCAACAGUACCAUCACUGUGACCAUGAAAGUGUUCAAGAGAAGGUACUUCUACCUGACACAACUUCCAGACGGCUCUUACAUCCUCAAUUCCUACAAAGAUGAGAAGAUUUCCAAGGAAUCCAAAGGAUGCAUCUUUCUGGAUUCUUGCAUAGACGUUGUGCAGUGCCCCAAGAUGCGCCGAAACGCCUUUGAGCUGAAGAUGCUGGAUAAGUACAGCCACUACCUGGCUGCGGAAACGGAGUCGGAGAUGGGAGACUGGCUGGCCACGCUGCGGAAGGUCAUUCAGGCCAACACGGAGGGACCGGAGAAGAAGGAGGCGGCAGAGUUCAUGCCUGAUGAUGACUCCAGCAGCCAUGGAAAGUUGGAGAACAUCUUGGAAAGCUUAGGAAGAAGCCUGCAUCCAGAGCUCAUGAAGUACGGCCGAGAAACGGAGCAGCUGAGCAAACUCAGCCGCAGCGAAGGCAGGCAGAACCUCUUCUCCUUUGAUCCAGAAGUGCAGUGUUCCCAGGUGGAGCCGUUCUUCCUCAGCCUGGCUCUCUUCGAUCUGAAAAACUGUUGCAAGAUCUCAGCAGAUUUCCACGUGGACUUAAAUUCUGGGCCCGUGCGGGAGAUGCUGCAUGACUCUUCCGACCAACAACCUGGAAACAGCCCCAUCAACAGCCGUUCCCUCCACUGUGUGGCUGAAUCCAACUUGCGCUACAUAAAGCAGGGGCUCUUCUCUGUGACCAACCCACACCCGGAAAUUUUUCUCGUUGCCCGGGUGGAGAAGGUGCUUCAAGGAAGCAUUGCUCACAGCGUGGAGCCGUACGUCAAGAAUUCAGAUCCUGCGAAGACAGCGCAAAAGGUCCAUAAGUUGGCGAAGGUGGUGUGCAGCCGUCUUGGCCGGUACCGGAUGCCCUUUGCUUGGGCGGUCAGGUCUGUCUUCAAAGACUCCCAAGGCACCUUAGACCUGGAUGGGAAGUUCUCUCCCCUCUAUAAGCAAGAGAGCAGCAAACUCUCCACAGAGGACCUCCUGAAGUUCUUGGCCGAGUAUAAGAAACCAGAGAAGACAAAACUACAAGUGAUACCUGGCCAACUGAAUGUGACGCUGGAAUGCGUCCCCUUGGAGCUCUCAAACUGCCUCACGGCUGCUUUCAUCCCCAUCAAGCCCUUUGAGGGACAGGAGCGGCGGGAUGAUGUGGCUCUCGAGGUCGAUGAAUUUGUGCCUGAAGUGGCCAAAUACUGCUGCCCGUUCACCACCUAUAGAAAUCGACUCUACGUCUAUCCUUUGCAUCUGAAGUACGACGGCCAGAAGACGUUCGCCAAGGCAAGGAACAUCGCCAUCCGGGUGGAAUUCAAGGACUCUGACGAAGGAGACGCCAAAGCCUUAAAGUGCUUCUAUGGCAAACCCGGAGGGCCUCUGUUCACCUCGCAUGCCUAUGCUUGUGUCUUGCACCACAAUCAGAGCCCUGAGUUUUACGAUGAGAUCAAAAUCCAGCUUCCGAUCCAUCUUCAUCAGAAGCACCACUUGCUGUUCACCUUCUAUCACAUCAGCUGCGAAAUUAACACAAAGGGGACAGCGAAGAAACAGGACACCGUAGAGACCACAGUUGGCUUUGCCUGGCUUCCUUUGCUGAAAGACGGGCUGAUUAUCACCUCUGAGCAGCAGCUCCCGGUCUCGGCCAACCUGCCAGCUGGCUACCUGAGUGCCGGAGAUUCCGAGGCACGAAAGCCAAAUAGCGACAUCAAGUGGGUGGAUGGAGCCAAGGCCCUCUUCAAGCUGAAGCUGCACUUGGAAUCCACCAUAUAUACUCAGGAUCGUCACUUGCAUAAAUUCUUCCAGUAUUGCCAGACGAUUCAGGGUGGUGCCAAAGGAGUGCCAGGAGAACUUGUGAAAUAUCUGAAGUGUUUGCACGCCAUGGAGAUCCAGGUCACGAUACAGUUUUUGCCAGUGAUUCUUACGCAACUCUUCCGAGUCCUCACCAGGCACCCAGAAGAGGAAGAAGUGGCCAUCAACAGCACUAUGGUUCUUCUCUACAUCGUGUCCAGGUGCCAUGAGGAGAAUCUUGACCACUAUUUGCGGACGUUCAUCAAGUUCUGCUUUCAGCCUGAGAAGCCCAGCGGGCCCCAGGCUAAGAUGACGCACGAAAUCUUGGCAGGAGCUAUAUCAACAAUCCUCAAGCAGUCCGCAGAUUUCUUGGCCAUCAAUAAGAUGCUGAAGUAUUCGUGGUUUUUCUUUGAGAUUCUGGUGAAGUCCAUGGCUCUUUAUCUCCUGGAUGAGAACAAGAUUAAGCUUCCCAGGCCACAAAGGUUCCCAGAGUCCUACGGUCACGCACUGCAUUCUUUGCUGCUCUCCAUAAUUCCACACGUCAACAUUCGCUACAGCGAAAUCCCAGAAGAGUCGAGAAAUGUCAACUUCUCCUUGGCCAACUUCUUGAAGCGAUGUUUGACCUUCAUGGACCGAGGAUUUAUCUUCAACCUCAUCAAUGACUACAUUUCUGGGUUCAGUCACAAAGACCCGAAGCUCUUGGUGGAAUACAAGUUUGAAUUUCUGCAGACCAUCUGCAACCACGAGCACUACAUUCCGCUGAAUUUGCCGAUGAAUUUUGCCAAGCCAAAGUUUCAGCGAACACAAGAUGUCAACCUUGAGUACAGUCUAAGCGAUGACUAUUGCCGCCACCACUUCUUGGUGGGGGUGCUCCUACGAGAGACGUCCGCUGCCCUGAAGGACAACUCUGACGUCCGAUACUUGGCCAUCAGUAUCUUGAAAAGCCUUCUCAUCAAGCAUGCUUUUGAUAACAGAUAUCAGCACAAGAACCAACAAGCCAAAAUAGCCCAGCUGUAUUUACCUCUUGCCGGAAUCCUUUUGGAAAACGUCCAGCGGUUGGCCGGCCCGGACAACUUGUAUUUGUGCACCCCAAUGUCCACCUCUGCCUCCCGCGAUGAGUUCCUGUGCAGCUUUGCCUCCCCUUCCAACAGGUCCAGCCUCAUUGUGGAUAAAGAUUCACUUUAUGGCACCGGGUUCCAGAAUGGACUUUUCUUGAAGAGGGAAGAUUCGCGGGGGUCCCUCGCUUCGGAGGGAACGGCCGGCUCCCCCGAUCAGCCUUCCUCCGGCGAAAACAUGCGGAAAAGUUCCACACGCAGCAGCCUCUCCCAUUUUGGGCGGCUGGACCAGUACGAGAUCCGCAGCCUGCUUGUCUGCUACCUUUACGUCAUCAAGAUGCUGUCUGAAGAUACCUUGUUGUCCUACUGGAACAAAAUAUCUCCCCAGGAGCUGAUGAAUGUCUUGGUUCUGCUAGAAGUCUGUCUCUUCCACUUCCGAUACGUGGGGAAAAGGAACAUUGCCAGGGUCCAGGAUGGGUGGCUCUCCAAACACACAAGCAUUGACCGGAAAUCCCAAACGAUGCCCGUCCUCCGUAGCCGGGCGAGCACCAUGCAGGCCCGGCUUCAGCACCUGAGCAGCCUGGACAGCUCUUUCACGCUGAAUCACAGUGCCGGCACAUCGGAGGCAGACAUUGUCCAUCAGGCCUUGCUGGAAGGCAACCUGACCACAGAAGUGACCUUGACGGUGCUGGACACCAUCGCCUUCUUCACCCAGUGCUUCAAGAACCAGCUUUCGAACAAUGACGGACAUAACCCACUGAUGAAAAAGGUGUUUGAUGUCCACUUGGCCUUCCUCAAAAACGGACAAUCGGAGGCGGCCCUGAAGCACGUCUUCGCCUCUCUCAGAGCUUUUAUCAACAAGUUCCCGGCAGCCUUCUUCAAGGGGAGGGUGACCAUGUGCUCUGCCUUCUGCUACGAGGUCCUGAAGUGUUGCACGUCCAAGCUCAGCUCCACACGGAGCGAGGCCUCUGCCCUCCUCUACCUCCUCAUGAGGAACAACUUUGAGUUCACCAAGCGGAAGACCUUCUUAAGAACUCACCUCCAGAUCAUUAUUGCGGUGAGCCAGUUGAUAGCCGACGUGGCGCUCAGUGGCAGCUCACGUUUCCAAGAAUCCCUCUCAAUUAUCAAUAAUUUUGCCAACAGCGACCGGCCGGUGAAGGCAACCACGUUCCCCUCCGAAGUCAAGGAUCUGACCAAGAGGAUCCGCACGGUGCUAAUGGCCACUGCCCAGAUGAAAGAACAUGAGAAAGACCCUGAGAUGUUGGUUGACCUGCACUUCAGCUUGGCCAAGUCUUACGCCAGCACUCCGGAGCUGCGGAAGACCUGGCUGGACAGCAUGGCCAAGAUCCAUGUCAAAAAUGGGGAUUUCUCGGAGGCAGCCAUGUGCUACAUUCACGUUGCAGCGUUAGUGGCAGAGUUUCUUCACAGGAAAAAGUUAUUCCCUACUGGGUGCUCAUCUUUCAGGAAAAUCACACCCAACAUUGACGAAGAAGGUGCCAUGAAGGAAGAUGCAGGGAUGAUGGAUGUCCAUUACACUGAGGUAAGGGCAGCUACCGAAGGGCCAGAGGAGAUUUGUUUUAACCCCCAACUGAUCUCCAAGGCCUUCUCUCUUUCUUGGCUCCCGUCCAUAGAGUUAUUCCCUACUGGGUGCUCAUCUUUCAGGAAAAUCACACCCAACAUUGACGAAGAAGGUGCCAUGAAGGAAGAUGCAGGGAUGAUGGAUGUCCAUUACACUGAGGAAGUGCUGGUGGAGCUGCUGGAGCAAUGCGUCGACGGCUUGUGGAAAGCUGAGCGCUACGAGGUCAUUGCCGAGGUGGCCAAGAUGAUGAUCCCCAUCUACGAGAAGCGGCGCGAGUUUGAGAAACUGACCCAGGUGUACCGAACGCUCCACGGCGCAUACAGUAAAAUCCUGGAAGUGAUGCAGAGCAAAAGGAGACUCCUGGGCACCUACUUCCGAGUCGCAUUCUACGGACAGGCUUUCUUUGAAGAGGAGGAUGGGAAAGAGUACAUCUACAAGGAGCCCAAAUUAACUGGCCUCUCGGAAAUAUCCUUCCGGCUGCUGAAACUCUACGGAGAGAAAUUUGGAGCCGAAAAUGUCAAAAUUAUCCAGGAUUCCAACAAGGUGAACCCCAAAGAUCUAGACGCCAAGUACGCUCACAUUCAGGUGACUUACCUGAAGCCGUUUUUUGAUGAGAAGGAGCUUUCGGAGCGGAAGACGGGGUUUGAAAGGAACCACAACAUCAACCAGUUUGUCUUCGAGACCCCGUACACCUUGUCUGGCAAGAAACAUGGAAACGUGGAGGAACAGUGCAAGAGACGGACUAUCCUCACUACCUGCCACUCUUUUCCAUAUGUGAAGAAAAGGAUCCUCGUCAGAUGCGAACAGCAGGUCAACCUGAAGCCGAUUGACGUGGCAACGGAUGAAAUCAGAGACAAGACCUCUGAGUUGCAGCAGCUUUGUGCUUCGCCAGACGUGGACAUGAUCCAGCUGCAGUUGAAACUUCAGGGCGCCGUUUCGGUGCAAGUCAACGCUGGUCCCCUGGCCUACGCUCGAGCAUUCUUGGAUGACAAGCUCUCCAGCAAAUAUCCCGCAAAGAAGGUGGCCGAACUCAAGGACAUGUUCAGGAAAUUUAUCCAAGCCUGCGGAAUCGGCCUGGAGUUCAAUGAAAGGCUGAUCAAGGAAGACCAAGUCGAAUAUCACGAGGAGCUGAAGUCCAAUUUCAGGGAGAUGGUGAAAGAGCUGUCGGACAUCCUGCACGAACAGAUCUACCAAGAAGACCCCGGGCAUCCGUCUUGGUUGCCCAACACCCUUCACGUCUUCUGUGCCAUUAGCGGGACUUCAGGGGAAAGAUACAGCUCCUUCUGAAACCUACCUGGAGCUUCGGGAGGGGACCAGCCAGAGAACCUCUGGACACUUGCCAGGCCUUUCUCAGGAAUAUUCUGAAUGCUGCCUGAAACCGGGGAACCUCCGAUGCCUAACCGGGGGUGGGGGAGGUCUCCCCGUCCCUCUUCCUCACAGGGUACUUAUUUGAACCGGGAAAGUGCCUCCUGCCUCUCUCUUCUACCUUCCUUCGUUGCGUAGUGCUGAACGUACCUCGAAAGCAUUGAUCGGAUCCUGCCAUCCCCCGGAACACGGGGCUCCCAAAUCCUGCCUUGUAAAGCUGUACAAUGGAAUAUAAUAAAGUGGGAAGCUGGUUUUUUGUAA
Ahaetulla prasina is the source of this 6764-nucleotide messenger RNA. It is a transcript of the gene DOCK11, whose product is annotated as dedicator of cytokinesis 11. Gene Ontology annotation, biological process: positive regulation of filopodium assembly; positive regulation of GTPase activity; small GTPase-mediated signal transduction. Lineage: Eukaryota; Metazoa; Chordata; Lepidosauria; Squamata; Colubridae. Gene Ontology annotation, molecular function: guanyl-nucleotide exchange factor activity. The transcript is spliced from 53 exons. The record is from RefSeq and is a predicted model, not a curated record. The coding region runs from base 162 to 6425 and encodes 2087 amino acids.